This is a messenger RNA of Perognathus longimembris pacificus (Pacific pocket mouse), 2432 nucleotides long. It is a transcript of the gene Bin1, whose product is annotated as bridging integrator 1. Gene Ontology annotation, biological process: regulation of endocytosis. Lineage: Eukaryota; Metazoa; Chordata; Mammalia; Rodentia; Heteromyidae. The transcript is spliced from 19 exons. The coding region runs from base 143 to 1933 and encodes 596 amino acids. Gene Ontology annotation, molecular function: tau protein binding; phospholipid binding. Gene Ontology annotation, cellular component: cytoplasm; plasma membrane; synaptic vesicle. The record is from RefSeq and is a predicted model, not a curated record.
GCCAGUCGGCCGGGCUGUCUGGUGCGCGGCGCGGAGCGGGAGCCCAGGCCGGACGCGCGGCGGGGCUGGGGGCUGGGAGCGCGGCGCGCACGGCCUCCCCGUGCCAGGUCCGCGUCCGCCACCGGGCGAGACGGUCGCCGCGAUGGCCGAGAUGGGCAGCAAGGGGGUGACGGCGGGGAAGAUCGCCAGCAACGUGCAGAAGAAGCUCACCCGCGCGCAGGAAAAGGUCCUGCAGAAACUGGGGAAGGCAGAUGAGACGAAGGAUGAGCAGUUUGAACAGUGUGUCCAGAAUUUUAACAAGCAGCUGACUGAGGGCACCCGGCUGCAGAAGGACCUCCGGACCUACCUGGCCUCGGUCAAAGCUAUGCACGAGGCCUCCAAGAAGCUGAAUGAGUGUCUGCAGGAAGUAUAUGAGCCCGAAUGGCCUGGCAGGGAUGAGGCAAACAAGAUCGCUGAGAAUAACGACCUGCUGUGGAUGGAUUACCAUCAGAAGCUGGUGGACCAGGCACUACUGACCAUGGAUACUUACCUAGGCCAGUUCCCUGACAUCAAGUCACGCAUUGCCAAGCGAGGGCGUAAGCUGGUGGACUAUGACAGUGCCCGCCAUCACUAUGAGUCUCUCCAAACAGCCAAAAAGAAGGACGAAGCCAAAAUUGCCAAGCCUGUCUCGCUGCUUGAGAAAGCCGCCCCCCAGUGGUGUCAAGGCAAACUGCAGGCUCAUCUCGUAGCUCAAACUAACCUGCUCCGAAAUCAGGCGGAGGAGGAGCUCAUCAAAGCCCAGAAGGUGUUUGAGGAGAUGAACGUGGACCUGCAGGAGGAGCUGCCGUCUCUGUGGAACAGCCGAGUAGGUUUCUAUGUCAACACGUUCCAGAGCAUCGCAGGACUGGAGGAAAACUUCCACAAAGAGAUGAGUAAGCUCAACCAGAACCUCAACGAUGUGCUGGUCAGCCUGGAGAAGCAGCAUGGGAGCAACACCUUCACAGUCAAGGCCCAGCCUAGUGACGAUGCCCCUGCAAAAGGGAACAAGAGCCCUUCACCUCCUCCAGAUGGCUCUCCUGUGGCCAACCCAGAGAUCAGAGUGAAUCAUGAGCCAGAGCCAGCCAGUGGGGCCACACCUGGGGGCACCAUCCCCAAGUCCCCAUCUCAGCUCCGGAAAGGCCCACCUGUUCCUCCGCCUCCCAAACAUACCCCAUCCAAGGAGGUCAAGCAGGAGCAGAUCCUCAGCCUGUUUGAUGACGCAUUUGUCCCCGAGAUCAGCGUGACCACCCCCUCCCAGUUUGAGGCCCCAGGGCCUUUCUCGGAGCAGGCCAGCCUGCUGGACCUCGACUUUGACCCCCUUCCGCCUGUGGCCAGCCCCGUGAAGGCAUCCACACCCUCUGGUCAGUCUAUUCCAUGGGACCUCUGGGAGCCCACAGAGAGUCCGGCUGGCAGCCUGUCUUCCAGGGAGCCCAGCGUUGCUGAGGGCACCUUUGCUGUGGCGUGGCCCAGCCAGACAGCCGAGCCGGGGCCUGCCCAACCAGCAGAUGCCUCUGAGGUGGCGGGUGGGACUCACCCUGCGGCUGGAGCCCAGGAGCCCGGGGAGACGGCAGCGGCAGCAAGUGAAGCAGCCUCUAGCUCUCUUCCGGCUGUGGUGGUGGAGACCUUCCCAGCAACUGUGAAUGGCACUGUAGAGGGCAGCAGCGGGGUUGGGCGCCUGGACAUGCCCCCAGGCUUCAUGUUCAAGGUGCAGGCUCAGCAUGACUACACGGCCACUGACACAGAUGAGCUGCAGCUCAAGGCUGGUGAUGUGGUGCUGGUGAUCCCUUUCCAGAAUCCUGAGGAGCAGGAUGAAGGCUGGCUGAUGGGCGUGAAAGAGAGUGACUGGAACCAGCACAAGGAGCUGGACAAAUGCCGGGGCGUCUUCCCUGAGAACUUCACGGAACGUGUGCAGUGACAGCAGAGCUCUUGCAGCCACCAGGGCAUGUGAAGAGCACCUUUCCUGAAAAAUGUGUGUUUCUUUUUCUUUCCUUUUUCUUUUUUUCUCCUUUACCCCUUUUUUCUGUUUUUUGUUUUUAAACUUUUGAAAUGAAAAGGGAAAUUGAGAGAGGAGAGACCUAGACCAAGAGGUGUUCUCUCAAAGAUUAGGUUGUUUUUCCAAAGAGCCCAGCCCUGGGCUAGUCCGGAGGAACCCGCCAGUGUUCCCUAGUUGAGUUCUGGUGUCCCCGCCCAUACCCGCAUGUGUGCCCGGCCGCGGGGCUGGGGGACCCUAAGCCACCGCUGUGCUUGCCUGAAGCUUUGGCCGUGCCACCUGGGCAAAGGUCCUCUUCUCCUGGCAGCUGCUGUGGACGGGCCGGGUGGCAUCCCCAUUGGGCCCUGCCCCGCAGAACAUUCGUGUGCUGUUUGAAAAUAAACCCUAGUGUUCCAAACAAAACAACACAAAAACAAGCAAAAAC